Cucumis melo (muskmelon) is the source of this 1450-nucleotide messenger RNA. RefSeq lists its product as uncharacterized. NCBI's taxonomy places the organism in Eukaryota, Viridiplantae, Streptophyta, Magnoliopsida, Cucurbitales, Cucurbitaceae. The coding region runs from base 445 to 1077 and encodes 210 amino acids. The transcript has 5 exons. The record is from RefSeq and is a predicted model, not a curated record.
UUUUCCUCAACCUUUAUAAUAUCACCGGAGAAGCAACGUGCAACAUAGAAAGUUUAGAAACGAGAUUGAAGACGAAGACGAAGAAGAAGAAGAGAAGAGAGAGAAAAAACGAGAAACAGCAACAACAAAGAAGACGACCGCCAUAGCCGUAGCUCAGUUUUCAAUAAGCUCUGCAGCUCCAAACUCACUCAAUCACACCUUCUCUCUUGUAAUGCCGAGAAUUUCCACUCUCGAAACCCGAUUAUCCCAAGAAUUUUUCAGGUCAUCGAGUCUCCAUAAUUGAUCGACACGAUCGGAGCUCCAAUUAGCCUUUGGAGAUCUGGGUUUCCGUCAUCGGAUUAUCCUUUUUCCGUCGUUGGUCAGAAUCUUUCUCCUCUCAUUUUGUCUGAAUUGGGAAUUUCUGUAAGGAUUGACGAAUCUCUGGUUGUUUCUUCCUUCGCAGAUAUGGAGACGGAGGUGAGAAAUCAGAACCAGAGAGGAUGUAAGGCUCUGGAACCGGAAGUUUUCUUACAGUGGGGAAAGAGGAAGCGUCUGCGGUGUCCUAGGAACAAAGACCCAGAGAUCUCCGAGCGAUUAUGCGGCAGUCUACGGAAGAAAAUCGGAUCUCGGAGCGGUCGCUGUGUGAUUUCUGCUUCAGAAAAAGAACGGAUCCCACUCCAACCAAAUCGUUUAACUAGGAAUUCUGAGGGCGUUACUACGCUGCGUAACGGUGGUGCAGGCACAGCGCCGUCGCCGGAGAAGGAAGACCGUUACUACUCCACCAGAGGAUCCACGGCGGCGGUAGUGGACGAGAACGGCCAUGAGGAAAGAGGAGGCAGCUUUGUUUUACCAAAGCUGUUGAUUGCUCUGUCAAGCAAAGAAAAGGAAGAAGACUUCAUGGCCAUGAAAGGCUGCAAGCUUCCACAAAGACCUAAAAAGAGAGCCAAGAUGAUUCAGAGAAGCUUACUUCUGGUGAGCCCUGGAGCAUGGCUGACGGAAAUGAGCCAAGAAAGAUAUGAAGUUAGAGAAAAGAAGACAACGAAGAAGAGGCCAACAGGGCUGAAAGCCAUGGGAAGUAUGGAGACUGAUUCAGAAUGAGGAUGUCUGAAAAUUUUGAAAACUCAACUAACCCUUUUGAUUCUUUUUUGGGAAUGGUGAAAUUUGAACGAAAGAAGAAUAGAAGAGAGAGAUAAUGUGAAUCUCAUCCUCAGUCUCUGAUCUGCUCUUUUGGAAACUAUGAUUCAAAGUCUCAAUUUGGCUUUGGAUUUGACGAUGCUAAAGAAGUCCACUUUUGGGGCUGUGUUAGGCAGAGCACCGAAAGCGAUGGAUUGUUUACAAAUUAAAGAAAGAAAAAACAAAUGAGAUCGCCCCUUUUUUUGUGUAUAUUAUGUAAUGUAAAAAAAUUGGAGAAAAAUCUUGCAUCUUGUGACCAUCAUCCAUCAAAUGGAAUGAAAAUUUAUCGAUUUUCUAA